AGUGGAGACCUCGUAAGUUCUGGUUUUGUUAAGUCUUUCAGUUUAGUCUGAAAUGUGACAUUGGCGAGGUGAGACGUAAUUAAGUUGUAAGUUGUGUCGUGUUGUGGAAUAUUAAUUAAAAUUUUAGAUAUAUUUAAAAAAAAAGUUAAAUCGGCAUAGUGUUGUUUUUGCGAAUGGUCGAAUUUCCCAUUUGACUUGUUUUUAUGUGAUAAUGUUUUUGUUAAUAUGCGCGCUAUUGUUUGUAAAAAACAUUGUACUGAUAAAUGCUCAGAUAUCUGUGAUAGGCGAUAGUUGCACCAGAAGUUAUGAUGGCGAGGCAGGUGAAUGCGCCCUGAUUACUCAAUGUCCUUCUGCAAACCGCAUCCUUCAGACCACCGGCAUCAGACCUGAUGUAUGCGGUUAUUCUACGUAUGAACCGAUAGUUUGCUGCGUCCAACAGAGAUACAAUUCUAACUGGAAUUCUAACCGCGAAGGCAACAAAAGGAUCAGCGAACAAAAAUGUGAUGAGUACAGUACUGCCGUAAAACAAACAUUGACGGUUCUGCCAUUGGUGUCAGACCCAAAUCCAAUAUCGUUUACAGUUGAAAAAUGUGAUUACAAUAGCGUUCCUUUGAUCGUUGGAGGAGAAGUCGCAAAAUUGGGCGAAUUUCCACAUAUGGCAGCCAUCGGAUGGACAGAAACUAGUGGGGCCGUAAAUUGGUGGUGCGGAGGCACUUUAAUUAGUCCCGAAUAUGUACUCACAGCGGCGCAUUGUGCAAGCGUAAAUAGUGAGCAACCUGAUAUCGUUCGACUUGGGGAACAUAACUUAAAACAUUCGGACGAUGGGGCCGAUCCCAUUGAUGUUCCAGUCGAUUCCGUCAUCACUCAUCCUAGUUAUCAUUAUCCAUCUAAAUAUAAUGAUAUUGCACUAGUUAAACUGCGGUAUCCAGUUAGUCUUUCCAAUUCGAUCAGACCUUCUUGUUUAUGGGCCAAUGACGAGUUCGACACAGAUAGUUCAAUUGCUACUGGUUGGGGAAAGAUAGACUAUGCUGAGAGCAGAAGUGAUGACCUACUGAAAGUAGUACUGAAAAUUAUUGAUAAUAGGCAAUGCGCUCCCUUAUACGUUGAUCAGAUUAAUAGAAGAAGAUUGAGAAAUGGAAUUGUAGAUACACAGAUGUGUGCAGGAGAAUUGGAUGGUGGCAAAGACACUUGCCAGGGAGAUUCAGGUGGGCCAUUGCAAAUAACAAAACAAAGCAACAAAUGUAUCUUCUACAUAGUGGGAAUAACAUCAUUCGGAAGGGGAUGUGGUGCUCCUAAUAGCCCCGGUGUUUAUACUAGAGUCAGCAAGUAUGUUGACUGGAUUGAAAGUGUUGUUUGGCCAAAUUAAGAGUUUUUAAAUAAUAGUUUCUCUUGGUAAGGAAAUUUAAGGCUCAUUCACUCAAUAAGCAUUUUAAAAUAUAACACCCCAUUAGUAUUUGAUGAAGUGUUUUUAUUACCUAGUUUUAUACCUAAUUUUAAUGUUCAUUUAAUUAA
Messenger RNA from Ctenocephalides felis (cat flea), 1512 nucleotides. Its product is annotated as venom protease-like. The transcript has 8 exons. Gene Ontology annotation, biological process: proteolysis. The record is from RefSeq and is a predicted model, not a curated record. Lineage: Eukaryota; Metazoa; Arthropoda; Insecta; Siphonaptera; Pulicidae. Bases 212 to 1366 code for a protein of 384 amino acids. Gene Ontology annotation, molecular function: serine-type endopeptidase activity.